Pleuronectes platessa (European plaice) is the source of this 1799-nucleotide messenger RNA. Its product is annotated as elongation factor 1-alpha. The transcript is spliced from 8 exons. Gene Ontology annotation, biological process: translation; translational elongation. The record is from RefSeq and is a predicted model, not a curated record. Bases 161 to 1549 code for a protein of 462 amino acids. Gene Ontology annotation, molecular function: translation elongation factor activity; GTPase activity; GTP binding. Lineage: Eukaryota; Metazoa; Chordata; Actinopteri; Pleuronectiformes; Pleuronectidae.
ACCCCUUAUUCUUUAGUCUGACAGCAACGAGGGCACGCACAGCCCUCCCUCUCUCCUGGUUCCGUAUAAAAACUCCGGGCAGAUCAGAUUCGGUCCUUUUUUUUCCCCUGCGCUCCAAAUCCUAGGACGUCUUGUUUGUCAGGCACAGUAAACAACAACAAUGGGAAAAGAAAAGAUCCACAUCAACAUCGUGGUCAUCGGCCAUGUCGACUCCGGCAAGUCCACGACCACCGGGCACCUGAUCUACAAGUGCGGGGGAAUCGACAAGAGGACCAUCGAGAAGUUCGAGAAGGAAGCUGCCGAGAUGGGCAAGGGCUCCUUCAAGUACGCCUGGGUGCUAGACAAGCUGAAGGCCGAGCGUGAGCGUGGUAUCACCAUCGACAUCGCUCUGUGGAAGUUUGAGACCGCAAGGUACUACGUGACCAUCAUUGAUGCUCCUGGACACAGGGACUUCAUCAAGAACAUGAUCACUGGAACCUCUCAGGCUGACUGCGCCGUGCUUAUCGUUGCUGCUGGUGUUGGAGAGUUCGAGGCUGGUAUCUCCAAGAACGGUCAGACCCGUGAGCACGCCCUGCUGGCCUACACCCUGGGUGUGAAGCAGCUCAUUGUUGGCAUCAACAAGAUGGACUCCACCGAGCCCCCUUACAGCCAGAAGCGUUUUGAGGAGAUCACCAAGGAAGUGAGCACCUACAUCAAGAAGAUCGGCUACAACCCCGCCACUGUUGGCUUUGUCCCCAUCUCUGGGUGGCACGGAGACAACAUGCUGGAGGCCAGUGAGAAGAUGAGCUGGUUCAAGGGUUGGAAGGUUGAGCGUAAAGAGGGCGGUGCCUCUGGUGUUACCCUGCUGGAGGCUCUUGACUCCAUCCUGCCCCCUAGCCGCCCCACCGACAAGGCCCUGCGUUUGCCUCUGCAGGACGUCUACAAAAUUGGCGGUAUUGGAACUGUACCCGUCGGCCGUGUUGAGACCGGGAUCCUGAAGCCCGGCAUGGUCGUGACCUUCGCUCCCCCCAACCUGACCACUGAGGUCAAGUCUGUGGAGAUGCACCACGAGUCUCUGCCUGAAGCUCUCCCCGGUGACAACGUGGGCUUCAACAUCAAGAACGUGUCCGUGAAGGAGAUCCGUCGUGGAAACGUGGCCGGUGACAGCAAGAACGACCCGCCCAUGGCUGCUGAUAACUUCUCUGCUCAGGUCAUCAUCCUGAACCACCCCGGACAGAUCUCACAGGGUUACGCCCCCGUACUGGAUUGCCACACUGCUCACAUCGCCUGCAAGUUCAGCGAGCUCAAGGAGAAGAUCGACCGUCGUUCCGGCAAGAAGCUUGAGGACAACCCCAAGGCUCUCAAGUCUGGAGAUGCCGCCAUCAUCGUCAUGGUGCCUGGAAAACCCAUGUGUGUUGAGAGCUUCUCCCAGUAUCCCCCACUGGGUCGCUUUGCUGUGCGAGACAUGCGGCAGACCGUGGCCGUCGGUGUCAUCAAGUCUGUGGAGAAGAAACUUGCCUCCGGUGGAAAGGUCACCAAGUCUGCACAGAAGGCCGAGAAGAAGAAAUGAAUUCUCAUACAGGACGUCCAACACGAUGUCACGUCUCAGCAGCAGCGGGCUGCCCCAUCCCUUCUCUUUCCUUGCCACCCAGGACCGUCUUCUCUUAGGCAGAGCUCUCUGCUCAAGGACUGGCUUAUGCUGAUUCAAACCCAUCGUAAAAGUUUCCGCAGGAAAGGAAGGCAUGUGCCUUUUAGGAGAAACUGUGACAGUGAUUAAGUUGAAAAUAAAACAAUAAAAAUCUUAAAUAUUGCCAAAUUAA